Messenger RNA from Nerophis lumbriciformis (worm pipefish), 1404 nucleotides. NCBI's taxonomy places the organism in Eukaryota, Metazoa, Chordata, Actinopteri, Syngnathiformes, Syngnathidae. The record is from RefSeq and is a predicted model, not a curated record.
AUGGUUUUGGAGGGUAGCUCGGAGGCGCUGUGUCCCCCCCCAUCUCUGGAGCUGCGCCCAUCCUGCAACAAGAGCCAGCCCUCGCCUCUCCUAGGCUCCAGUUCUCGUCUGGACGGAGUCUUUCCUGAAGACCGCGAGCCCGUCACCUAUGGCGAACUCAUCGUCUUGGGGCACAAUGGCUCACUUGCCAGCGGGGACAAAGGUCGCAGGAGAAGCCGUCUGGCCCUUUAUAAGAGACCCAAAGCCAACGGGGUCAAACCUGACGUCAUCCACAACAUCUCAACGCCUCUGGUGUCGAAGGCACUUAGCAACAAAAGCCAGCACAGCAUCUCGUACACACUUUCUCGCAGCCACUCCGUUAUUGUGGAGUACACGCAUGACACCAACACAGACAUGUUUCAGAUCGGGCGCUCCACAGAGAGCAUGAUUGACUUUGUGGUGACGGACACUUCCGGCGGGGGCGGUGGAUGCGCCGCCGGAGAGGGGGGCGGAGGUCAGUCGGCGCAGAGCACCAUCUCUCGCUACGCCUGCCGCAUCAUGUGUGAGCGCAACGCCCCCUACACGGCUCGCAUUUACGCCGCGGGUUUCGACUCUUCGAAAAACAUCUUCCUAGGGGAACGGGCAGCCAAGUGGAGGACUUCGGACGGCCUGAUGGAUGGCCUGACCACCAACGGGGUGCUGGUCAUGCACCCGGCGGGGGAGUUUGUUUCCGAGCCGGCUCCGGGUGUCUGGAGGGAAAUCUCCGUCUGCGGCAACGUCUUCGCCCUGAGGGAGACCCGCUCGGCCCAACAGAGGGGCAAGUUGGUUGACAACGAGUCCAACACCCUGCAGGACGGCUCCCUGAUCGACCUUUGCGGUGCCACGCUUCUGUGGCGGACUCCCGCCGGCCUACGCCACACGCCUACUCUGAAGCAGCUAGAGUCCCUUCGCCAGGAGCUGAACGCCGCCCGACCCCAGUGCCCCGUGGGUUUCAACACUCUGGCCUUCCCCAGCCUGGCGCAGCGCGAGAUUGUGGACAAGAAGCAGCCGUGGGUGUACGUCAACUGCGGCCACGUGCACGGCUACCACAACUGGGGGUACCGCAAGGAAAAGAGCCCCGCUGGGCCGGGAGGCACUGUGCCGGCCGCCACCGGGGAGCGGGAGUGCCCCAUGUGCCGGCGGGUGGGCCCCUACGUGCCGCUGUGGCUGGGCUGCGAGGGCGGCUUGUAUCUGGACGCGGGGGCGCCCACUCACGCCUUCUGCCCGUGCGGUCACGUUUGCUCCCAAAAGACGGCGGUGGGAUGGAGUCAGAUCCCGCUACCGCACGGGACACACGCCUUUCACGCCGCCUGCCCCUUCUGCGGGACCUGGUUGACGGGCGAGCAAGGCCACAUUAAACUCAUCUUCCAGGGCCCCGUCGACUGA